AUGUAUAGUUUGAUGAUGGAGAGUGAGCUGCAGUCUCCGGGGCAUCAGAUCAGUCCAGCGGGUGGCGGGACCACUGUGCCGGCCCAGGGCGCCAACGGCAAACUGAGUGGCGAGCGAGUCAAGCGACCCAUGAACGCCUUCAUGGUGUGGUCCCGGGGACAGCGGCGGAAGAUGGCUCAGGAGAAUCCCAAGAUGCACAACUCGGAGAUCAGCAAGCGGCUGGGAGCCGAGUGGAAGUUAAUGUCCGAGGGCGAAAAGCGGCCCUUCAUCGACGAGGCCAAGAGACUCCGGGCGUUGCACAUGAAGGAGCACCCGGAUUACAAGUACCGGCCCCGACGUAAGACCAAGACUCUGCUCAAGAAGGACAAGUACUCUUUGCCGGCCGCUUUGCUGCCUCAAGGCCCCGGCGCCCUCGGUCCGCCUGUAGCCUUAAAUCAGCGGCUGGACGGGGCGGGAGCUGCCGGCGCUUACGGUCACAUGAACGGUUGGGCGAAUGGCUCUUACCCCGGUUCGGCGGCAGCAGCGGCGGCCGCGGUCAUGAUGCAGGAGCAACUAUCUUACACCCAGCACCCGGCGCUGGCAGCGGUCGGGGGAGGAGGAGGAGGAGGGGGAGCAGGGAGCACUGGCGGAGGCGGCGGGGGCGCCGGCGGACCGGCCGUCCAUCACCACCAUCACCAUCCGCAGCAGCUCCACCGCUACGACAUGCCCAUCCAGUAUAGCCCACUCGCCAGCACGCAGGGCUAUAUGAGUGGCUCCCCCUCCUAUAGUACCCUCUCCUCUGGCUACGGCCACCAGCCCCCCGGCGCCAUCCAACUGGGCUCAAUGGUCAAAUCGGAGCCUGCUCCCAGCCCCCCGCAUUCUCGCCCACCUUGCUCCGGGGACCUGAGGGAGAUGAUCAGCAUGUACUUACCGGCAGGCGGAGAAGCCGGCGACCCAUCUCCCAACAGACUGCUGCCGCUUGCUCAGCACUAUCAGAGCCCGGCCACGGGCGUGAAUGGGACCAUCCCACUAACUCAUAUGUGA
Messenger RNA from Hypanus sabinus (Atlantic stingray), 1023 nucleotides. RefSeq names its product transcription factor SOX-1-like. Gene Ontology annotation, biological process: regulation of DNA-templated transcription; anatomical structure morphogenesis; cell differentiation. Gene Ontology annotation, molecular function: RNA polymerase II cis-regulatory region sequence-specific DNA binding; DNA-binding transcription factor activity, RNA polymerase II-specific. The transcript has a single exon. The record is from RefSeq and is a predicted model, not a curated record. Bases 1 to 1023 code for a protein of 340 amino acids. NCBI's taxonomy places the organism in Eukaryota, Metazoa, Chordata, Chondrichthyes, Myliobatiformes, Dasyatidae.